This is a messenger RNA of Labeo rohita (rohu), 1328 nucleotides long. RefSeq names its product zona pellucida sperm-binding protein 3. Gene Ontology annotation, cellular component: extracellular matrix. The coding region runs from base 40 to 1314 and encodes 424 amino acids. The transcript has 8 exons. Gene Ontology annotation, biological process: positive regulation of acrosome reaction; egg coat formation; binding of sperm to zona pellucida. Gene Ontology annotation, molecular function: acrosin binding. The record is from RefSeq and is a predicted model, not a curated record. Lineage: Eukaryota; Metazoa; Chordata; Actinopteri; Cypriniformes; Cyprinidae.
ACUGGUGAGUAUUGUGGCAUUGAUUCAAAGGUUGUUAGGAUGGCAUUCCUGCAAGGUGUGUUUGUGCUGGUUCUGAUCAUUUCAUUUGAUCUGACCAAUGCAUGGGGAAGUUUGAGAUACAAUCAAAGUCCAAGGGCCAUGAGAGCAAAGUCAGAUCCAGCUUCUAGAGGUCCUGCCUUUUCUCCUCGAGCACUCUGGAGCCCUAUGGGAAUGGCCUCUGCCUUGCAGAGUCCUUUUGGAGUUCAGGAGAAGCAGCUGUUGCAGGGCCCGGUCAAGCCUUUGGAUUGGAGGUUUCCACUUGUUCCUGAGGUGCAGAGGGAGGUGGCAGUGGACUUCCAGAUGAGGCAACCUGUGACUCCCAGUAGCGUGGCUGUUCAGUGCAGCGAGGACCGGGUUCUUGUGGAGGUACAGCAGGACUUGUUUAGCAAUGGUCAGUUGAUCCAGCCAUCUGGUUUGUCUUUGGGAGGAUGUUCUGUUGUUGGCCAGGACCCCGAAUCUAGGGUGCUCAUCUUUGAGUAUGAACUACAGAGCUGCAACAGUGUUCUGAUGAUGACUGAGGAUGAGCUUGUCUACACAUUCUCUCUUACCUACACUCCCGAGGCACUUGCUGGUACUCCAAUUACCCGCGCCGAUGGUGCGAUUGUUGGUGUUCAAUGCCACUAUCCAAGGCUUCAAAAUGUAAGCAGUGACGUCUUGAUGCCAACUUGGGUCCCUUAUGCCUCAACAGAGGUUGGUGACGAAGUCUUGCUCUUCUCCCUGAAGCUCAUGUUGGAUGACUGGUCCUAUGAGAGGCCUUCAAACUACUAUUUCCUGGGUAACGUCUUUAACCUUGAGGCGUCUGUGAAGGUGUACAAUCAUGUGCCUCUGCGUGUGUUUGUGGACAGCUGUGUGGCCACCCAAGCACCUGAUGUGAACUCUCUUCCGAGAUAUUCCUUCAUUGAGAAUCAUGGGUGCUUUGUGGAUGCCAAGGCUACGUCUUCCAGUUCACGCUUCAUGCCUCAAACCCAGCCUGAAAAGGUCCAGUUCCAGCUGGAGGCGUUCAUGUUCCAGGAGGGACAGAGUCCUUCUAUCUACAUAACCUGUCUUCUGAAGGCCACUUUUGCUUCUGUACCUAGUGAUGCUGGACGCAAGUCAUGUUCUUUUGCCAAUGGAUGGUUUGCUGCUGAUGGAAACCACCAGGUUUGUGGUUGUUGUGACUCAACAUGUGGUCCUGAUAGUGGAAUUGCUGCUCUCAGUGACACUCAGUGGGAAGGCAAGGCCUCAGUUGGUCCACUAAUGGUUCAAGGGCGAAAGACUUCACCUGGUUUUCAAUAAACCUGAGAAACUUA